Messenger RNA from Salvelinus namaycush (lake trout), 2305 nucleotides. Its product is annotated as ankyrin repeat family A protein 2-like. Gene Ontology annotation, molecular function: protein binding. The transcript is spliced from 9 exons. Lineage: Eukaryota; Metazoa; Chordata; Actinopteri; Salmoniformes; Salmonidae. The record is from RefSeq and is a predicted model, not a curated record. The coding region runs from base 345 to 1271 and encodes 308 amino acids. Gene Ontology annotation, biological process: regulation of gene expression. Gene Ontology annotation, cellular component: nucleus.
UAAAUGUAAAUCACUAACAACGGUGUUAGUUGUGCUUCUAAUCAGUACGUUAGGUUGCAUGCAAUUGAUUAUACUGGGUCUGUUAGCUAGCUUGCUAACACUUAGCUAGCUAACGUUACGUUAGCUAGCUCUCGUUCAACGAGUUGGCCCAUCUUGGGCUAGCUAACACUAGUCAAUCAGUUUGGUUUCGUCUAUUAUUUAUUUCAAAGUAUUAGCUAACUACCAGUAAUGGCUUUCACUGACUUCUCUUAUGGCACACCCGUUGUGGUAUACAAAGCCUUUAUUAACCAGACAGUCGCCAUCACAUCCACCUAGCACUGAGUCGACCCUCUGACUACUCAGUCAUGGACAAAGGUUUGGUACCAGGUAGGACCAGUUCGAUCUCAGAGGAGAUAUGUGUGAUGCCAGAUAUGAGUGGCAUCAAGUUGGAACACCCGGGUGGGAGUGCGGACAACACAGGUGCACAGAACGUGGCCAUGGGGAUCAAGUUCAUUCUGCCCAACCGCUUCGAUAUGAACGUGUGCUCAAGAUUCGUCAAGUCACUCAACGAGGAGGACAGCAAAAACAUCCAGGACCAAGUCAACUCCGAUUUGGAGGUGGCUUCUGUUUUAUUUAAAGCCGAGUGUAAUAUUCAGACGUCACCCUCACCGGGGAUACAAGUGCGUCAUGUUUAUACCCCGUCCACCACCAAACACUUCUCUCCCAUCAAACAGUCGACAACACUCACCAACAAGCACCGUGGUAACGAGGUGUCCUCCACACCUCUUCUGGUCCACUCUCUGUCCAUUCACCAGCUAGCAGCACAGGGUGAAAUGGUUUUCCUGGCCAGCAGGAUUGAACAAGAGACCGUGAUUAACCUACAGGAUGAGGAAGGCUUCACCCCCCUGAUGUGGGCUGCAGCACAUGGACAGAUUGCAAUCGUAGAGUUCCUGCUUCAGAACGGAGCGGACCCCAACCUGUUGGCUAAAGGCAGAGAGAGUGCUCUGUCUCUGGCAUGCAGUAAGGGAUACACAGACAUCGUGAAGAUGCUGAUCGACUGUGGGGUGGACGUCAAUGAAUAUGACUGGAACGGCGGGGCUCCCGUGCUCUACGCUGUCCAUGGGAACCAUGUGCCCUGUGUGGAAAUGCUCCUGGAAAGUGGAGCCGACCCCACCACUGAGUCCGACUCUGGCUUCAACGCUAUGGAUAUGGCUGUGGCAAUGGGCCAUAGGAAUGUUCAACAGGUGAUGGAGGCCCAUCUACUGAAGCUGCUUAUGGGGAUGCGAGAGUGACCAGAUCCCAGGGAAAAGCCACUAACCUGGGGGACAUGGACUGCCUGAGAAUGGAAACACAGUAUACAGCAGACGCCAUAAUGAAUUAAGAAAUAUGUCUGAGGACAAACGUGAAGCACGUCUACGAGACUCACCUGUUAGGCUCAUAUGUGAAACGUUUAGGAAGCAUGUGUGUGAGUAUUUAGGCACCCCAUGUAUCUGUUUUGGGUAGACGUCCUAUUGAGUUUUGUAACCAUGUAAAUAACUUCUGAGCAAAAUGCCAAUGUGAGAAACUAGUGCAUAAACCCAAACGUCUACACUAAUCAUGCAUUAAUAAAUGGGGGAUGUUGAAAGUGGAGUUAAUUGCACACGUCAUUUGAGAAUUCUGCCCCUCAUGAAAAGGGUAUUAGCAUGAAAGUAAACAGCCUAGUGGGUCAACUGCCGCAACUAUUAAGAGUGUCAACUUCUAUGCUGUUUUGGUGCCCUAGCUCCCACGUAAUGGCAUUCAGCGAACCCGUGCACAUACUGUGUGUGACGGAACAAAGUCUUGCAUCUCAAUAUCUGCAGUGCUGCUCGUGGUAACGUCAUUUCACGGGCUACUUUUAACACUAAAGUUGUGGUGAAAUGAAGUACAUCGAACAAUAAAUAUAAAAAUCAAUAAAUUGUUGGUCCCAUGUUUCAUGAGCUGAAAUUUAAAAAAAGACAUUUUCCAUAGCCACAAAAAGCUUUUCAAAUUGUGUCCAGAAAAAAGAAACCCGCACACUGCUCUUGGUAGUAUCACUGCUCUUUAUUAAGCUUUACUUAUCAGUCUCAAGGCCUUGUUCAGAGCUUUUUCAAAUAUACAUAAAGCUUAAUAAAGAGCAGCGAUCCUAAAGGGGAGAGAUCCUGCUGUAGGUAGGUUGUAGUUUAAUGUAUAUUUGUGUGUUUAUCUGAGCGACUUCAUUGGAAGAUAUGGUUGAAAUGCCAUCCCAGGGUACAUUAGUGUUGUAGAAUGUUCCUUCAGAUCUUUGCUGGUGCUGCUUUAUUGUAAAUAAACACCGUGUAAACCAUCUUCA